AGAUUUCGGUUCUGUCGGAUAAACUACAACCGCAAGCAACAUGUCGGGUCAAUGCGUUAUGAACUCAUGGCGUUGCUUUCAACAGAUACGGUUUCUUUCUCCUAAAUUUUACUUGCUACUCUCGUUUCCACUUUCGUGCAUUGACCCAGGUGGAUAAGGGGGUAGUUGGGUAUUUUUAAAUUUGGAGCUAAAAAUGGGGAGCGUAAUGCUUAUGCUUGAGUAUUAGUUAAGUGGUUGUUUUUCGUUAGGUAAAGUUAGGACUUAUUUUUAGAGAAAAUAUUAAAUUUGUUUCCAUACAAAAUAAGCGAAAUUUUAUACCUUGUAGGUUAGGUUUUUGUUUUAUGACAGUUUUUCAAAAUCUUUUUUCACGUAUUUAAAGCGUAUUUAAAGUAUAUAUUACAAUAAAUGUAUCAGUUAGAGCGGUAGACAAAGGAUAAAUGUCAAAGACAAUAGAGUUUAAGCGCUGGCGACUUUCAAAGGACAAAAUCUGUAUCGGAAAUGGGAUGAGACCGUGACAGGAGCUCAUGUACCAGCUAGGUAAAGCAGAUUGGGCAAGUCAUUCAGCUAAAAGACGUGUAUAGAAAGCUUACGAAAGCAAAAUAACAGAUUUAGAAGUAAUCGAAAUUAGCUAUACAGUAUACAAAAAACACUGACAUUUUAAACGGAAAGGGGCUGAAAAUUUGUAGUGAAGGAGUAUACAAGCUUAGCGUAGCUUAAAGAUUAUUGUAUAAACCGGAAAAUUUUAUUGCAAAGUAAUUGUUUGUUUGUUGUUACGCCUUGUUGCUUACCGGAACUCAGAUAGUGUACACGCGGUAUAUUAUUUUAAGUAGCGUUAGUACAACGGAUGUUUUUUGCUUUGGAGCAAUUACUAUUUCCUAUACAACGACCGCUACAUGUUUUACGUGUUUUUGGUAAACAGUUCGGCUUUUUUAAUCGCGUAGUUUGAAAUUUGUUGACGGUAUAUAUAUGCGUAUACGUGCUGUAAUAAUAUAUUUUUUUACUUUUAAUUCUUUACGUAACUUUUGAUUGCGAAAUUACUUACAGAUGAUACAUGUUAUAUGUUGAUUUUAAUUACCCAUACGCAAAAAAUAAUAACCAAUCAGAAGGCAAAAAUCGUAACAAAAAUUUAACGUAAAUUAAUCAACCAUCAAAGAACGAGUCAAAUCACAACUCCGAGCCGGAAAUGCAGCAGCAUAUCUCCGCCACGGCGGACUGUUUGUCCCGAGGUCCCCAUAAACCUCAAAUACACCCACACAACAGCAGCUUGGCAUCAAACGAUUCCAAUCCAGUGGCCCUGCCAUCGGUUUCCGGGGCCAUAUGGGCAAGACCAAACAACAGGGUUAACGCGCAGUUGCCAGCGGACAGUCGCCCUUCAAUCGGCAAGACAAUAGACCCCAGCAGUCAUACAAUGCAUUACGAUAGCUCGAAAUCGUUUUCUACUUUCCAUUAUCCUGACACCACAUCUCGUUUGAACUACGGACAGCAUUCACACUGCACAUAUUCAAGCCCAACAGCCCCGGUAACUUGGUUCGACCCGAAACUUAGCACCGCUGUUCAAAGCGACGGAAACUCCCAUUUAAAUCAAGGGGUCAAGCAGAGGACUCGUAACAGAUCGACUUUACCGGUGGAUUAUAGUAGAAAGAGAUCUUUGUCAGUGACCACGCCGCACAAUGAAACGCCUACGCCACGAAAACGUCGCAGCCUCGGCAGCGUCGCCGGACAUUUUGACAAAAUGGCGUUGGGCGCCGAAAACGCGGCGACGAUGGAUUCAGGGCGAAAAGUCCAAACAAGCGACCACCAUGAUACGAAGGAGUUGGAAGUAUUCGUACCGUCAGAGCUAAGUUCUUGGACGAACUCUCACGUUGUACAAUGGUUAACAUGGGUGGUUCACGAAUACAAGUUACAGAAAGUGGAUUGUAGUCGAUUUAAAGGAAUAACUGGAAUCGACUUGAGCAAGAUGACGGUAAAAGACUUCAAGAAUCUUACUUCGACAGAGAAAGAUGCGGAUGUCUUUUUCAGCCAUCUGCAAUAUUUAAAAGGAAAUCGAAAGCCAGCGUCACCGAAGGCAGGCAACGGCGCUAAAACAAAGUCGGGUCAAGCGUUGUCGUCCAAGCUUGAAGAUACAUACACACUUCUUGGCCCGCUUUGCACGAAACUAAGCAAGCAAGGCGGUGGUCAGAUCCAACUGUGGCAGUUUCUUCUCGAGUUAUUGAGCGAUCCAGCGAACGCAACUUGCAUUACAUGGGAGGGAACGAGUGGAGAGUUUAAAAUGGUGGAUCCAGAUGAGGUGGCUCGUAGAUGGGGGGAGAGGAAAAGCAAACCUAACAUGAACUAUGAUAAACUAAGUCGAGCAUUGCGAUACUACUAUGAUAAGAACAUAAUGACGAAGGUUCACGGCAAGAGAUACGCUUACAAGUUCGACUUCCAUGGUCUCGCACAAGCUAUACAAAUAACGAACAGCCCAGAACGGUUCGGAUAUACAUACGGACAAACUCCAGCUGGUCUCCCCUCAUACAACGAAGCAAUCCACCAAAUCAACAUGAUCCAACCAUUAAUGGACGACAAAACUACCCCGUGGUUUGCCGCUGUUGGCAGACACGUUGCGACAUCUGGCGGUGCAAACGAUUACCUAACAAAUACGUUCGGUGGCGCUACAGGAUAUUUCUCUCAAACAGCUGAAAUUCCGCAUGAACAUCAUAGCUCGCCGUAUUCAAUAUCUUCGCAUAUACAAAGUCGGCCGUAUUACCACCAGUAUUCAUCUAAUUUUUACCCAAACCAAGAUUAUCAAUCCAGUCCUAAUUAUUACCCGUACUAUAACAGGACGCAUUCAGGCCCCAUGUCAAUGCAGUUGACUUAUAAUUCUUCGUUAGAUUCUGGGGUUACAAAUCAGAUUGGAAUGUACUAAAGCGUAUUUUGUACAUCGUGAAUAAAAUGUAACAUAUA
Molecule: messenger RNA, 2943 nt
Organism: Ciona intestinalis (vase tunicate)
Lineage: Eukaryota; Metazoa; Chordata; Ascidiacea; Phlebobranchia; Cionidae
Gene: fli/erg2
Product: transcription factor protein
Biological process (GO): regulation of transcription by RNA polymerase II; cell differentiation
Cellular component (GO): nucleus
Molecular function (GO): sequence-specific DNA binding; DNA-binding transcription factor activity, RNA polymerase II-specific
Source: RefSeq, a predicted model, not a curated record